This is a messenger RNA of Episyrphus balteatus (marmalade hoverfly), 896 nucleotides long. Its product is annotated as rRNA-processing protein UTP23 homolog. The transcript is spliced from 3 exons. The coding region runs from base 123 to 872 and encodes 249 amino acids. Gene Ontology annotation, molecular function: small ribosomal subunit rRNA binding. NCBI's taxonomy places the organism in Eukaryota, Metazoa, Arthropoda, Insecta, Diptera, Syrphidae. The record is from RefSeq and is a predicted model, not a curated record. Gene Ontology annotation, cellular component: nucleolus; small-subunit processome.
UUACGUUUGUCAAAAUCUCGUAGCGUGCACAUGCUGAUGGUCGUGUUUACAAAAAAAUAAAAUUGUAUUUUCUUUUUGUUAUUUCAAAUGAUUUUUUCCCAAAAGUUUAAUACAAUUCGAAAAUGAAAAUAAACAGAUUCAAAAAGUCGCAAAAGAUUUUAUCUUUUUUCACAACAAAUUUCCAGUAUCACGAACCAUAUCAAGUUUUAAUUGAUGCAACAUUUUGUCAAGCUGCUCUACAGAACAAAGUAAUAAUAGAAGAACAACUAAAGAAAUACUUUCAAUCUGAAUUAAAACUUCUUACAACACAAUGUGUUAUUUUGGAAGCUGAAAGUCUUGGUGGUCCUUUGACUGGCGCCACAAUGAUUGUAAAGAGAUUCUAUGUGCAUAAAUGCGGACACGAAGGGAAACCUAUUUCAGCAUCUGAAUGCAUUAAAUCAAUGACAAAAUCAAGUCGUUACAUUGUUGCUACACAAGAUAGAACUUUGCAACAAAAAUUGAGAAAAGUUCCCGGCCGAGCAUUGUUAUAUCUUCAUAAAGCUACACCUGUGUUGGAAGGUCCUUCAGAUGCAUCGAAAAAAUAUGUCAAUAAGCAUAAGAAUGAUUUGCCAGAAAAUAUUGAAAAACGGAUCGAUAAUUUGAAGAAAACAGCUGGAAUUCCAUCUGCUGAUGAUGAUACAAGCAAAGUGAAAAAAAAGAAAGGUCCUAAAAAUCCAAACCCAUUAUCGUGUAAAAAGAAAAAACCCCGAGCAAAUGCAGAGACAAAAGAAUCUUUAAAUAAAGUUACACCCACUAUCAAUAAACCAAAACGAAAAAGAAUAAAGAUUGCUAGUCAUGUAAAAGAGGUUUUAAAAAAGAAUAUUAAAAGUUAAUAAAAAUUGAUUAGAACUAUGAAA